Messenger RNA from Pipistrellus nathusii (Nathusius's pipistrelle), 1569 nucleotides. NCBI's taxonomy places the organism in Eukaryota, Metazoa, Chordata, Mammalia, Chiroptera, Vespertilionidae. The record is from the annotation of a GenBank genome assembly.
AUGGCCUUCUUGGACAAUCCAACUAUCAUUCUAGCUCAUAUUCGACAGUCACAUGUGACCAGUGAUGACACAGGAAUGUGUGAGAUGGUUCUCAUUGAUCAUGAUGUUGACCUAGAGAAGAUUCAUCCUCCUUCAAUGACUGGAGACAGUGAGUCUGACAUUCAGGGAAGCAAUGGUGAGACUCAGGGCUAUGUAUAUGCCCAGUCAGUCGAUAUUACCUCAAGUUGGGACUUUGGUAUUAGAAGACGCUCAAAUACAGCUCAAAGAUUAGAACGACUUCGAAAAGAGAGACAAAACCAAAUCAAAUGCAAGAAUAUUCAGUGGAAAGAAAGAAAUUCUAAGCAAUCAGCCCAAGAGUUAAAGUCACUGUUUGAAAAAAAGUCCCUCAAAGAGAAACCUCCAAGUUCUGGAAAGCAGUCCAUAUUAUCUGUACGCCUAGAGCAGUGCCCUCUGCAGCUGAAUAACCCCUUUAAUGAGUAUUCCAAAUUUGAUGGCAAGGGUCAUGUAGGCACAACAGCCACCAAGAAGAUCGAUGUCUACCUCCCCUUACACUCGAGCCAGGACAGACUGCUGCCAAUGACCGUGGUGACCAUGGCCAGCGCCAGGGUGCAGGACCUGAUCGGCCUCAUCUGCUGGCAGUACACAAGCGAAGGACGGGAGCCGAAGCUCAAUGACAAUGUCAAUGCCUACUGCCUGCACAUUGCUGAGGAUGAUGGGGAGGUUGACACAGAUUUCCCCCCACUGGAUUCCAAUGAGCCCAUUCAUAAGUUUGGCUUCAGUACUUUGGCCCUGGUUGAAAAGUACUCAUCUCCGGGUCUGACAUCCAAAGAGUCACUCUUUGUUCGAAUAAACGCUGCUCACGGAUUCUCCCUCAUUCAGGUGGACAACCCAAAGGUCACCAUGAGAGAAAUCUUGCUCAAGGCAGUGAAGAGAAGAAAAGGAUCUCAGAAAAUUUCAGGCCCUCAGUACCGCCUGGAGAAGCAGAGUGAGCCCAACGUCGCCGUGGACCUGGAGAGCACCUUGGAGAGCCAGAGCGUGUGGGAGUUCUGCCUGGUCCGCGAGAACAGUUCAAGGGCAGACGGGGUUUUUGAGGAGGAUUCGCAGAUUGACAUAGCUACAGUACAGGAUAUGCUCAGCAGCCACCAUUACAAGUCAUUCAAAGUCAGCAUGAUCCACAGACUGCGAUUCACCACCGACGUGCAGUUAGGUAUCUCUGGAGACAAAGUAGAGAUAGACCCCGUUACGAACCAGAAAGCCAGCACUAAGUUUUGGAUUAAGCAGAAACCCAUCUCGAUCGAUUCUGACCUGCUCUGUGCCUGUGACCUUGCCGAAGAAAAAAGCCCCAGUCACGCCAUUUUUAAACUCACGUAUCUAAGCAAUCAUGACUAUAAACACCUCUACUUCGAAUCGGACGCUGCGACCGUCAAUGAAAUCAUGCUCAAGGUCAACUACAUCCUGGAGUCACGAGCCAGCACUGCCCGCGCUGACUAUUUUGCUCAAAAACAAAGAAAACUCAACAGACGCACGAGCUUCAGCUUCCAGAAGGAGAAGAAAUCGGGGCAGCAGUGA